Exophiala spinifera is the source of this 3069-nucleotide messenger RNA. RefSeq lists its product as uncharacterized. The record is from RefSeq and is a predicted model, not a curated record. The transcript is spliced from 6 exons. Gene Ontology annotation, molecular function: monooxygenase activity; heme binding; iron ion binding. Bases 1 to 3069 code for a protein of 1022 amino acids. Lineage: Eukaryota; Fungi; Ascomycota; Eurotiomycetes; Chaetothyriales; Herpotrichiellaceae.
AUGAGGAACGCCUUGCACCUUGCUGUUGGCAGCAGUCUGCUGCUCACGCCUAGCUAUGCCCAGCAUGUCAACCGCACCCAGGAGUUCGUCCCAUGGCAGGACUCUCCGAACGGUAGAGGCACAAUGGAUAUCAUCUGGGCGUGUCUUUUCACAGUUUUCAUCUGCGUGUGGACAGCUGUUCAUCUGAACGUACCUGCACCGCCUGGGACUGACAGUACCGUCGAUCUGUGGCUGAGACGAAUCAAAUGGGGUGAGGAUAAUUCUCAGCACGAUUAUCUCUGCACCGAAGCUGACAACGCUCAAGUCGGUAACUGUUGCAUUGUACCGGAGAUCGUCACCAUGUUGGCGGCUGGCCAAUGGUCGUUUGCUCGGUCUUGCUGGCGUGAGAUGAGAGACAUUCUUACCGAACAAGACGCACAAUUGAGCCUAGAAAGUGGCAACAUAACGCUCCUAAAGACCGUCACCGAUCCGUUCAUCAGCGUGACCAACACCCCACCCUCUCCUCCAGCCACUGAUGGAGACGAGAUUCAGAUGAUCGAGAUGAGUCGGCCGAGGAUGCAACGCUCUGAAACUUUUGAGGAAAUGCGGAAGAGACAAGACGACGAACGAUGGACCUUGCGCCAUGCCUUCUUUGCCAACAUGGGUGGCUUCCGGCUCAAGGAGCAGGGAAACCCGAUACCUUACCUCGUCAAUGCGAAACACAUCAACUACCUGGUGCGCAAAGGAUAUAUAGACCUUCCCACCAUUAGCACUCUCGAAAUCAACGACCGCUCCAAAUCAGACAGCCUAGCCAAAUUUCUGGCCAUCAUGCAAGUUGGCUGGCUUGCCAUCGAAGUUAUCGCCAGAGCGAUUCAGAAACUGGAAACAACAGUGCUCGAAGUCACGACUCUCUCUUUCGUCGUUUGCACCAUGGGCAGUUUCAUUGCCUGGUAUCGCAAACCUUAUGAUGUGCAGACAUAUACCCUGCUGGAAAUGAAAGACGGAUACACCGUUAACGACAUCGACCUUACCUUUACGGACCAAAAAGAAGGUGGGAGACAGCGGAAUCUGUUGGAGGAGUACCAGUCGACUCAUCCCUCGAAUCAAUCCAAGAUACUUGAUGAGACUGGGCAACUUGUUGCACCAUAUACCAAGCUGGACAUUAUUGACGAUGGAGAACCUACUUUUACCGGAGCCUUUACCGAUAAAUAUCGGAGAUAUUGGGGAAGCAAGGGUGGUAAUCCAAAUAGAAUCCGAAACGACCGCCUUCCGAUAAUGGAGCACCGAGUGACUUUUGUUGUUGCAGUCAUUACAUUCGCCUACGCAGGGCUUCAUGCUGCUGCCUGGAACAUCCCCCUUCCAACGGAUAUCGAACAGAAACUAUGGCGCAUCGCAUCCAUCAUCAUGCUCGGCUGCUGCGUGGCGUGGUUCGGCAUGGAUCAUUUUCAGGAGUAUCGGCUCAUCCAGAAAUCCAAGAAAGGAAUAGUCGAUCGAGAUUCCAUUGUCCCCUGGUGGAGGAUACCAGCAUCCAUCCUAGUGGCCAUCUUAUACGGGCUGAGUCGCAUGGCACUUCCCACACUCAAAGCAGAACGGGUGGGCCGCUUGCCUCCUUUCAUGCUCCAGGAGUUCGAGAAACAUGGACACACUUACACCCAACGGGUCAAUGGGCAAUUGGUGGUCCUCACUCGGUCUCCGGCCAAUGUCCAUGCCAUUUGCAAGUACCGGUUCAAAGGUCCGAACAUGCACUUUGUUUUUCUUUUCUUUUCUUUUCUUCGCCCAUCCAUUCGGUCUUCACAGGAGCAUUCAGCUGAUUCCAGACCUCAUUUCAAUCGCAGUAUCGAUCAGGAUUUCGUCCAGCUCGAAGUCCAUGUGCAGCGGUUGCUGGGCAGGUUGAAGGCGCACAACGAAGGCGAGGCCAUUGACAUUGCAGAUUUGCUGCUUAAGUUGAGCACCGACUUCGCGACGCAGACCGUGUUUGGCCACUCGACUGAUACGCUGCUGUUCGAUAUGAAGCACUGGUCCGGGGAAGAACAGGACAAGGGUAGCACGGGCGAGUUCUCGACGGCUCUGGGCCACGCGCUGCACAUGCUAGGCCAGCGAGGCCAACUGUUGAAUUUCUACUGGCUUCGUGAUUCGCCGCGGUUCCGAAGAUCGUGUCGCACCUGUCGGGCGUUCGUCAAUCGAUACCUGACCGACGCUUUGUCUGAACAAGCCUGGAAAAAAGGACAAGUCGAAGGCGGCCGCGGCGGUGCAGUUUCCUUCCUGCAGUCUCUGGUCUCCAAGGAGGCUGAGUUGUCGACGGGCGUGAUGCGGGACCAGCUCCUCUCGUUGCUUUUGGCGAGUCGAGACACGACGGCGUCGUUUGCGAGCUGGGUCAUGUACGCACUGGUGAAGCAUCCCCGGGCGAUGACCAAGCUUCGAGACGCAAUCGAGGCUCGUCUCCCACAGGGCACGGUGCCCACUAUGACUGACAUGUCAGCUCUACCUUACCUACGCCACGUCCUGAAUGAGGCAAUGAGAAUCUUCCCCGUCGUGCCCAUGAACGGGAGAACCGCCCGAGUCGACACCGUGCUCCCUGAGGGAGGCGGCGAGGACGGACGAAGACCACUGUUGGUCCCCAGGGGGACCACGAUAGGGUUCAACAUCUAUGCCAUGCACCAUCGACGGGAUAUCUUUGGCGACGAUGCAGAUGAGUUCCGACCGGAGCGCUGGGAGAGUGAUAUGUCGGGAGAUUUUGAUAGUGCUUUUGCACCCUUCAUCCUCGGCCCCCGGGUCUGCUUAGGUAGUGAGUAUUGUUCUUAUUGUCCUUUGUUGUUGAGCCAGUACUUGCAAAAGCUAUGGGCUAAUUCCAGGUGGAAAUUCUUAGAAAGUAUGGCCAUGAUGACAGUGUCAUACUUGGUCGUGCGCCUAUUGCAAAGUCUCGAACGCCUCGUGCUGGCUGAGGCCCCAGAUGAGAUUGCUCGUAUGAAGCUGACAAACAGACGCAGUUGGCCUAGUGAGGAAACGCGAUACGAUAUGACCGACGGAGCUACGACGUUUGGUAUCGGAAUCACCAUGGCGCCUCGCGACGGCGUCUGGGUCAAGACAUAG